CGCCCCUCUUCUGACCCAGGUUUCUCUGAUGACACCGGCCGAAUCAUCCCAAUCAUCAUCAUUAUAUUAUUAUUAUUAUUAUUAUUAUUAUUAAUCAAUCAGUCAAUCCAGAAGAGCAAGACGCAGAGCUUUGCCCUCGCCUCCCCUGCAAGGGAGCCGGCGAUUGGGCGGCUACCGCCCCCACUGCCCAGCCUGCGUGCGGCCCCGUCUCCGCGGGGGGGCGCGCAGCUGGGACCCGCCCAUUGCAGCCUUGAUGCGCCCGGGAUCGCCUGAUCAGCUGCUUUAUCUCCGCGCAGCAGACGCGCUCUUGCUGCAACGCCCCUGCGGAAGAAGGUCUCCCCUUGCUGCAACCGACAUUUCUUGUUUUUUUCCCUCCUUCCUUCUCUUUUCCUUUCCCCGUUCCGACCGGAUCGCGACCCGAACCCGGCCGGGGAGAUCGGGAGAAGACCAUGGACCUCUCCGGGAUGAAAGUGUUGGAGACGGCCGAGGACAUCCAAGAGCGCCGCCAGCAGGUCCUGGACCGCUACCACCGCUUUAAGGAGCUGUCCACCCUGCGGCGCCAGAAGCUUGAGGACUCCUACCGCUUCCAGUUCUUCCAGCGCGAUGCCGACGAGCUGGAAAAGUGGAUCCAGGAGAAGCUCCAAGUGGCCUCAGACGAGAGCUACAAGGACCCCACCAACCUGCAGGGGAAGCUGCAGAAGCACCAGGCCUUUGAAGCCGAGGUACAAGCCAACGCUGGCGCCAUCGUCAAGCUGGACGAGACCGGCAACCAGAUGAUGAACGAGGGCCACUUCGCCGGCAAAACCAUCCGGACCCGGAUGCAAGAGCUCCACCGGCUCUGGGAGCUGCUUUUGGAGAAGACUCGCGAGAAGGGCGUCAAGCUCCCCCAAGCCCAGAAACUCGUGCAAUACCUGCGAGAGUGCGAGGAUGUGAUGGACUGGAUCAAUGACAAGGAGCAGCACCUGGAAGAGGAAGUGAUCCGCUCCAAGCAGGAAGAGGUCAACGCCUCCUGGCAGCGUCUGAAGGGAUUGGCUCUCCAGAGGCAGGGAAAACUUUUUGGGGCGGCCGAAGUGCAGCGCUUCAACAGGUGGCCGGCUUUCCCUCUAUUUUAUUUGAUUUCCAUUUAUCUUAUUUGUCCUCCUUUUUUCUAUUUCAUUUCUGUAAGGGGGAGGGAGUACAGAGUACCCCCCCCCAUCAUCAAGAGUAGCUCCUCACAGAGUAGCGAAGGAAACAUAGACUCCGGGGAGGGAAGUCAGGACAUGGAGAGAGAGUGCCCGGGCUCAGGCAGGAUGAAAGAGCCCAGACUCCACAGACGGGAGGAGAGAGAAGGGGACAAGGGGGAGAGGGAAAACAUGGAACGCAGACCCUUUCCGCCGGUUCCGGAAUUACGAAGGAGGAGAAAAGGAAGGAGAUUCAGUGUCCCGCGCCUUUUAUGUUGGGGGCGUUUGCGCCGAGGGGCACUUCCGGAUUCUGCAUCAGAGUGA
This is a messenger RNA of Zootoca vivipara (common lizard), 1484 nucleotides long. The record is from RefSeq and is a predicted model, not a curated record. Lineage: Eukaryota; Metazoa; Chordata; Lepidosauria; Squamata; Lacertidae.